GAUGGGGUUCGGUUUAUUUGCGGUAGAGUUGCUAGCAGUAUUCAUCCUAGUCUGCCUACUUCUCCAUCGUCAUGGCAACUUCAGGACUCUACACCCUGCUGUAACAGCCUCUGUUCUCAUCGCCUGGUGGUUCUCGUUUGUUAUUGUGUUUGUUGUUCCGAUGGAUAUCAGCGAUACACUAUACGACAAGUGUGCUAGAGAUCACUGUGUGAACAUUACAGCCGCCAACUGCACAGUGAUAUGUAACCAACCACUCAGUUACCUUCCCCAGGAGUACCUGGAAGUGUUCUGGAACAUUGUGUUCUGGUCUAGUCAGCUUCUAACUUGGCUGAUUUUACCCCUGCUGUCUUCGUACGUAGCAGCUGGAGAAUUCACGAUAUCCGGCAAAGUUAAAACUGCUUUGAUCGAGAACGCAGUUAUCUAUGGAACUCUUGGGAUUCUCUUUGGAGUUUUACUUAUUUAUGUGGUUGCUAGCAAGCAUCUUGACAAAGAAGCGAUCAAAGUGUUGUGUAUAACAGCUAGUAACACAUGGGGACUGCUAGUUCUGAUCUUCCUAAUGGGUUAUGGUCUAGUACAGGUCCCAAGAGCAUGUUGGGAGCGCGGUUCAUACUCAGAGUUACUUACACAGAAAAGAUUUGAUGUUAGCAAGAUAAAGAUUGAGGUAGAGGAGGCUCAGGAAAAGUUAAGCCAAAUAAUUGAGGAAGUGAGACAUAUAAACAGAUUAGUUCCGCGCUCAAACGAACUUAGGAAAUUUGUUGACAUUAUAAUCGAAAAGUGUCCAAGUUUGGAAAAUGAAGAUCUAGCAAAUGUUAACUAUGAUGACUACGCAAAUGGGCGUGACGAUGUCACAAUUAGCCGCUCUAGCUUAGUUUCUGUUCACGCCAAAGUUAUAUCAGUUCAUACUAACAUGCAUAGAUGCCAGGUAUUGUGGGAUAUAACCGUAUCAGAUGGGUUAGAUUUGGAGGAUUGGGUAUUGAUGAGAAACAAAGAAUAUAGAGCAGAUUCAAAGCUUGGUUUAAUACAAUAUUAUGUUAGAAUAUUUAUCAUACCAAUAUUAUUGAAAGCAAUCUCGGUUCUAUUUGCCCUCAUCUCUAUUGUGAUAAUAUGGAGUGAAAUGGUUUUCUCAGUAAAACAUCCUACCUUAACGAUAUGUGCUCUUCUGGUUGAUUUUGUGAAAAGUCCAGCUAUGGUCGUGGUGGUGUGUAUCACGUUUAUCAGCUACAUGUGUCUGUGUGCGUACUACACGAUUUUCAAGUUGAGACUCUUUAACCUGUACUACAUGGCACCCGCUCAGCAGACUGAUGAUUACUCGCUUCUUUUCUCAGCUACGGUUCUGUCUCGUCUCACCACGCCCCUGUCUCUGAACUUCCUAGCCCUAGUCCACCAGGACACACGAUACAACACAGACAUACAGACAGCCUUUACCACUAUCAUGGGCAGCUUCGAAGUUAUCCCUUUCAUUGCACAAGGAUUCAACGUGUAUUACCCGAUACUGAUAGCGCUGAUCGGUAUAGCUACUCUGCUAAAGGUGGGGACCCGCUGCAUGGCGUUCCUCGGGUUCCAGACCUUCGUUCAAGACGAUGAGAUCAGUAUGGAUUAUGUGGAGGAGGGGAAACAGCUCCUAAAUAGAGAGAGGAGGAGUAAGGAGAGAGGAGGAGGAGGAGGAGGAAAACAGGAUCACAACAACUCAUCAAAACCAAGCACCUCAUCCAAACGAUACGAGAGUAAGAAACUCCUUCCAAGCAAGUCUGCUGCAGAUCACACGAAUUCGUUUGAUAACGACAGAGCCAGACUUCUCGACUCAGAGGAUUAUGAUGCUAACUCUCUACUCGACACAGCACCGUCAUCCAGCUACAGGAAACAAAGCAAGAAAUCGUCCCUCUUUGACGAUGUUUGAGAGUCCUAUCUCAUUUUUGUGUAAAUUAAGUAUUAGAACGAUUUGUCCUGCAACACUCUUGUCUGUUUCAUACGAUUUUAUGAAAAGAAAAGCGUUAAAGAAAAGCAGGACUGUCAUUUUAAGUUGAGAUGUCUUUUCGUUGUUUUUUUCAGUGUCCAUGUGAUUGAGAGAUUCAUGUUCAUCAGUUGUAAAAUUACAAAGUAACUACCAACAAAGUGACUACCAAUUUCGUUAUUUUCAGUAGAAUUGUUGGGUAAAAAUUAUUAAUAUAAUAGCUCACUUUGUUGACUAUACAGUGCAAUGAAGUUCCUCGUGUUGUUCUAUUCUUCUUGAAAUAUCUGUGUUUUUACGUUUAAUGAUACCUCCUUCUGGAGUCUGCUCGAAAUCUGUUUUAAAAUUAUUUGUUUUGUGUUGAGCAUGUUUUUAUAGGGAUCAUUCACAUUGUUACUUACUUGUUACUUACCUGUUACUUAUUUUACGUCUUACAC
Molecule: messenger RNA, 2385 nt
Organism: Bolinopsis microptera
Lineage: Eukaryota; Metazoa; Ctenophora; Tentaculata; Lobata; Bolinopsidae
Product: G-protein coupled receptor-associated protein LMBRD2-like
Exons: 14
Coding region: 2-1897 (631 amino acids)
Cellular component (GO): membrane
Source: RefSeq, a predicted model, not a curated record